AUGGCCCUCGACAAUGAUACUCGGGGAUGGAUUAUGGCGUGUAUCAGCGGUGUUGCUUGCGUGCUGGGAGCAUCCGUCAUCUGCGUGGAUAUCAUCCUACGCGUCAUUCCAGGCUGGCACGAUUUCUCCAUCUCUGAAAGCGACCAAUUCCUAUCGGCGUCAUUGAGUCUCAGUUUUGGCGUCAUGUUGUUUUCUGCCCUAUACUCCAUGCUACCGCAAUCCAAGACCUACCUCAAGGACGCCGGCUACUCACCCAGGACCGCAUCAUUCAUGUUGAUCGGGUUCUUUCUAGCCGGCGUCAUUGGUAUUCGCGUCCUGUCCCGCUUCAUUCAUCAGUUUAUCCCAUCUCACGUUGUCGACUGCGACCACACUCACGGCCAGGAGGAGGACUUCCCCAAGGACCCAGAAGAGGUGGAAGAUCAUUCACCCAGUUUUGAGCAUACAGCCGACUUUCCCGCCUCAAAGUGCCACCCGCGAGCUGCAGAUGAUGAACACACGCCGCUACUUUCCCGCUCUGCCACAUCCAGUCCAAAAAAGCGUCCCCAUGAGACGCCGGAAAAUGCGGACGACGCCCCUGGCAGGCAGUUUUUCACUGCACCGAACAGCCGAAGGCCAUCGUUCAUGCCUCGGACGCUGACCAGAACCUUUUCGAAAUACGUGACCGGAUGGAAGGAGAACUGCGAUGAGAUGGGACCGUGUAUGGGUUUCUCAGAUCCUUGUGGGCAGGAUUGCUUCAAAGUCGUCGUACACAGGAGAGGAUCGAUUCUUCCAGGCCAUGGACCAUUCUCUCGCGCUCCGACGUGGCGAACUCCAGUCAACGACGUGCGAGUUGCACUAUUGUCGGAGGAGGAAGAGCGUUCUAUCUCAAAUAUAUCACCUGUGACUCUAUCCGAUUCUCCUGCCCAGAGACUACAGCUGGGGCGGUCACGAUCGUCCACCCAUCAUUUUCACCACCUGGACAAUGGGCACCAGGAACGCGGGCUUCGCCGACCUUCGCACCAUUCUCACCGCUCUCACCAUUCUCACCGCUCUCACCAUUCCCACCACUCCAACUCGGCCGCCGGACAGGAGCAUCACCAUCAUGUGCCGACCAAUGCCUUCCUAUCGAUCGGGCUACAGACCUCGGCCGCUAUCGCUUUGCACAAAGCACCGGAAGGGUUCAUCACCUACGCGACCAACCAUGCCAAUCCUCAGCUGGGAUUUGCCGUUUUUAUGGCACUUUUUAUCCACAACAUCACCGAAGGAUAUGCCAUGUCCCUUCCUCUCUACCUAGCCCUGGGCUCUAGAUUCAAGGCCAUUGUAUGGUCAUCCUUCUUGGGAGGCGCAUCCCAACCGUUAGGGGCGGGGAUCGCUGCGCUCUGGUUUAAAGUGGCCAACCGAACAAGCAUGGGAGCACCGACCGAAGGGGUGUAUGGUGGCAUGUUUGCCAUCACGGCGGGAGUCAUGACCAGCGUGGCGCUUUCGCUGUUUUCCGAAAGUCUUUCGCUUUCUCACAACAAAGGUACUUGUGUUGCGUUUGCAUUCUUGGGAAUGGGGAUUUUGGGUUGCAGUUUUGCAUUGACAGCGAGUUAG
Molecule: messenger RNA, 1572 nt
Organism: Exophiala spinifera
Lineage: Eukaryota; Fungi; Ascomycota; Eurotiomycetes; Chaetothyriales; Herpotrichiellaceae
Exons: 3
Coding region: 1-1572 (523 amino acids)
Biological process (GO): zinc ion transmembrane transport
Cellular component (GO): membrane
Molecular function (GO): zinc ion transmembrane transporter activity
Source: RefSeq, a predicted model, not a curated record